AUUUUCCUUAAAUUGAAUCCUGUGGAUGGUAAAAUCAGUGGAGAAGCUGCACGCAGUCAUAUGCUUACAUGUAAUCUACCCAAUAGUACACUGAGAAAUAUUUGGAUUCUUGGUGAUGUUGAUCGUGACGGGUGUUUAGAUGAAGAUGAAUUCGCCUUGGUGUGUUAUUUAAUGAAGUUAAAAUUAGAAGGUAAUGAAUUACCGCCUUCUCUUCCUGAGCAUUUAAUCCCUCCAUCUAAACGUCAGACUGAAAAACCACUUCGUAAUGGAUAUCACAAAGGCUAAUUGACUACUACUUCUACUACUAAUAAUAAUCAGUAUAUUCGAUAAUGCGGAAAAAUCCACUUGAUGAAAUACUAAUCCAUGGCGAAAAACGAUAAUGAAGAGAACAAGUAAACUUUAUCAGCUUAUAUCGCUUUCCUAUCGUUAUUUGUACGUAUAACACAUUUGCUUUACUGACUUUUUUUCAAAAAAAUAAUUAAUAUAAAACUGAUUGUCUAGUCAAUAUGAUUUAUGGAAUAAAUAAACAGAAGCCCUUAUUAUUCUUUCCGGUUCAAGCAUGUCCCUGAAGUGUUUUCUAUUAUUGGACUUAUACUACUGUUAUACAAAUAAGUAGUAUAAUGCGUUUCGUGUAAAAUCGGGCUGCAUGCUUUGAGACAGUCGCUUUUUUUUUCUCGUGUUCAAUUGUUAUCUUGGGUUUUUUGUGUGGUUUCUUUUCUCUUCUGUUUUGCUGCCUUUUUCACACCUCAGAUGUAUACCUCCUUUUAUCGAAAUUUAAGGUAAUCUUUUCUAAUUUGAUUCUUCUCUCACCCUCAUGGGUUAUUAUGUUUUGUUUCUUUUGCAUGCUAAAUAUCUGUUAUAGCUUCUUAACAAGCACUUUUUUUUACCGGAAAUGAUUAAACGAAAGCUAAUCAUCUGUAAAAUAUAAAAAGCGAUGAUCUGCCUUCUUCUUCGUUGAUGGUUAUAUUAGUUAUAGUUAUAUAAUCUAUUAUAUGCAUUUUACAAGAAGUUA
Trichobilharzia szidati is the source of this 1012-nucleotide messenger RNA. The record is from the annotation of a GenBank genome assembly. NCBI's taxonomy places the organism in Eukaryota, Metazoa, Platyhelminthes, Trematoda, Strigeidida, Schistosomatidae.